AUGUCCACGGCCGAAGUGGUGGCACAGCGCAGUGCUGUGCUCCCCGCACCAGCGCCGGCGACAGCACCAGCAUUGGCGACGGUACCGCUGGCCAGCAUGUCGAAGCCGCCCUCUGCCUCGUCCGGGCCCUCCUCGACAUCAACAACAACAACAACCACCACGACCACCACAACCACCGCCACCGCCACCGUCGACAGGAUCCCCGUCCCCUUUACGUCCAGCAGGCCCAAGAGAGUGCGGAGCCCCGGCCUCAACAGAGACGAAAAGCAAGGCCGAACGCCAAAGCAGCGGCAGCGCAGUUUCACGAAGACCAUGGAGCCCCCGGUCCUGUCGUUUUACGGCGAAAAGCCCGUUCCCCUGCCCUCGCGAUUUGGCCACCUGAAGCGCAGGCUGGCGGCCGGCCACGAGCCCGCGCUGGAAGCCUCCUGGGGGCGCUUGUUAGCCGCACUGCGCGAGGAGAUCAAGCACAUCGAGCGCGGAGGGACCGAUCUGAUACCCUCAAUUGACUUUAAUGACAUUGGCAACUCGAUUAGCGUCUCCGAUUUCAGCGAAAGAGUCAAGCGCUAUGGGAUUGGCGUGGUGCGCAGUGUUGUCGCAGAAUCCGACGCCGAAACCUGGGUGAGCGAGACCAAGAAGUACCUCGAGACCAAACACGAGUUCAAGCCGCCGCCAGCGCAGGACCCGACGUGUUUCGACUUCUUCUGGUCGCCGUGCCAGGUGCGCGCAAGAGCGCAUCCCAAGGUGCUCCAGGCGCAGCGCUUUGCCAUGUCCAUCUGGGACACCACGGACGACGACAGGCUGGCAACCAGAUUCCCCAUCUGCUACGCCGAUCGCAUCCGGAUAGAUACCAACACCACGAGUGAUCUCAAUGUCGGGAACGGCACGAACCUGGAGGACGCGCUGCCGCCCGCGACCUCGUCUACGCUGAUUGCACAGGUCGACAAUGGUAGUUUAGAGCGGUGGGAAGUAGACGGCUACGGCCGCAGUGGGUGCUAUGAUGCGAUCUGGAAAGGGGAGUGGGAGAAAUACAACCCCUGGGACCCGACAGGCCGGAUCCACGCCACGACCGACUUAUACAACGGCGCCGGAGCGUGCAGCAUGUUCCGCAUGUUCCAGGGCAUUCUUGCGCUAACGACGGUCGAGCCCGGCAUGGUGCGGCUGCUGCCGUCGCCGAAACUCUCCACCGCAUACUUUCUCCUUCGCCCCUUGUUCUCGCCCAAGACGCCGGCGCCAGAGAAGCGCGACGCAUCUGCUGAGGAGUGGCAGGCUUACCUGGACCCCUCCAACUGGGCCCUCGAGAAGGAGCAGACGACCAUCAUUCAUGGGGCAGUUCCUGGGCACGCGCAGCGCGUGACGGACACCUGGCAUCCGCAUCUGCAGUUGAACUCGAGCCUGAUCGCUCCUCCCACUCUGAGACCUGGUGACUAUAUUGUGUGGCAUCCGGAUCAGGCCUACGUCUUUGAUAAGCCGCCUCCGAGCCUGUCGAUGCUUGUUUACACACCCGCAGCGCCGCUGACGCAGACCAACGCCCUGUUUCUGGCUCGGCAGCGGAAAGCGUUCCUGCGCGGCCACCCGGGACCGGACUUCGACUCCACCGGAAGUGGUCUAGGCAGCGAGGCGCCCCACACCGGCCGUCUCGACGAGAAGGAUAUUGAGGCGGUGGGCGGCCAGGAGGGCCUACAGGCCAUGGGACUCGCGCCGUGGGUGAUCGACAAGGCAUUGGUGGAGGAGUCCAAGGCACCGACCCCGACCGAGGAGAAGGAGAAUGGGAAUGGAGCGUUGAGUCAGGGCAUCAGCAACGGCAGAGCAGAGGGCAAGAUAUCGGCGACGGAGGCCGACCUGGCGCGAGAAGCCAAUAUAAUCCUAUUCCCGGAUAGAUUUGACUUCUGGAUGCCCAGCCGCAUGGGGACACCAUCAAUAGACAACGGAUCCAAGGGGAAAGAGAAAGAGAUCAAAGCAGAGCAAGCGGCUUGA
This is a messenger RNA of Neoarthrinium moseri, 1974 nucleotides long. RefSeq lists its product as uncharacterized. The record is from RefSeq and is a predicted model, not a curated record. NCBI's taxonomy places the organism in Eukaryota, Fungi, Ascomycota, Sordariomycetes, Amphisphaeriales, Apiosporaceae. The transcript has a single exon. Bases 1 to 1974 code for a protein of 657 amino acids.